Messenger RNA from Puccinia graminis f. sp. tritici CRL 75-36-700-3, 914 nucleotides. RefSeq lists its product as uncharacterized. NCBI's taxonomy places the organism in Eukaryota, Fungi, Basidiomycota, Pucciniomycetes, Pucciniales, Pucciniaceae. The transcript has 4 exons. The record is from RefSeq and is a predicted model, not a curated record. Bases 80 to 415 code for a protein of 111 amino acids.
UUUUCAUAUAAAUACGCGCUACUCCACUGGAUCCCAAGCUGAAGUAACAAUCCAUUUCGCGAGGCACAUUGGGUUGAGUAUGAGGCACUUUACUCUUUACAUCGGUUUUGUUCUUUCGAUCUUAUCAACUAGUAUGGCGAUGUUUCCGCCGAUCAAGAUUGACCCAGCGCGUCGCAAGAAUUACAACUUUUAUUACCCGCCGGGUUCACAAGUGAGGACCAGCCACGUCGACCGGAUUCUUAAUACAGCCAAGGCAAAAGUGAAAAAGAGUGGCUCGACAGAGCACUGCACAAAUAAUCCGAAAGAUCUUCCGACUGCAGGCAUAGUCAAAAUGAUGCAGUGCAGGCCAAGACAGAUGUCGCAAAAGAAGGGUGCAAAAGGACCGGGGGCACAGAUUAAAUUUGUUGGCCAGUGAUCAUCUCAGGUUUCUUUUGGCAAAAAAAUCAUCACAGUAUUCAACUUAUAUAAUGGUCAUUUGUCUUUCUGACUGAUCAAUCAAUUUGCAUGACAGAGUGCAAUAUCAAAAAUUGAAGGAUAUAAUCAAUCAUUCUUUUGGAAGUAUAUUGUUGUAUUGUCACUUGUAUUUCAAUAAUCAUCUAUUAGCCCACAAUUCAUUGAAACAAACUGCUUCUUCACUUCUCUUUUUGGUCAUCAGAGAUGGAUCAGCUAUAACUUUCUUUUUUGUAGUUUUUCUUUCUUGCUCUCAAAAGAUUAUGGCUGUGGCAAUUUUUGCAUCACUUGACUGUACCUAGACACACAGAAACCCUUCUUAUUCAAAGUGGAGGAUGACAUGUAAAUAAUUGUACCCUUUAAUCCUACAUUGGAAACAGAUCCUUGGAUUUUUGGCUGCAUAGUUUUCCAAAGCAUAAAUCAAUCAAUGACUUGUGAAAAGCAACCCCCCUCCCCAUUCAGAC